AUGAGGGAGUUCCUUGGAAUUUUGUCAAUAUCUGAAGGUUCACUGCAUUUUUGGUACAAAGAGACAAUGCACACUGCAAUGUUUGUGAGAAGGAUUCCACUAGCAAGAUGCAGCAGCAGGGCAAGAUGCACAUUUAAAAGAUGCUUUAAUCAGAAGGCAAAAAAUGCUGUAGAAGGAGAAGAUCUUAGUCCUAGGACAUCUUUUUUCAAGAUUUUCGGUGUUGCUUCCACAUUUUUAACAGUCGGUUUUGCAAUUGGAUUUGGUCUCAAUAAUGGUAACCAUUCAUUUGGAUCAACCACGAAAUUAAAGGAUCUGAAACCGCUCGUUUAUGCGUCGAAUGAUAGGGUUCAGUAUGCAUUAUCCAAUAUUGUGAAAAUUGUUGGUGAAGACAAUAUCACAACGAGUCCAGGUGAAUUGAAAACACACUCUGAGGAUCCAUCUAAAUUUAUUGAGGCAAAGGAUCAUGAGCAUCCAUAUGCGGUCGUUUAUCCCACAUCAGUCGACGAAGUUUCCAAAAUCGUUAAGAUUUGCUAUGAUGCGUGUAUUCCAAUUAUUCCAUAUUCUGGCGGGACGUCUAUUGAAGGACAUUACAUACCAACGAGGAAAGGCAUAUCGAUUGAUGUCUCCAAAAUGGACAAAAUAGUGGCUAUCCAUGAAGAUGAUCUAGAUGUUGUUGUUCAACCUGGCGUUGAAUGGACAUACUUGAAUGAGCAAUUAGAGGAUUAUGGUCUGAUGUUUGGUCCUGAUCCAGCUCCCGGCGCAUUGAUUGGAGGCAUUCUAGGCACUAAUGCAUCAGGUACUAAUGCUGUCAGAUUUGGAGCUGCCAAAGAUAACGUGUUAUCUUUAACGGUUGUUCUAGCUGAUGGAACUGUGGUGAAAACAAGACAAAGACCAAGAAAAAGUUCGAACGGAUACAAUUUGACUAACUUGUUUGUUGGAAGUGAAGGAACGUUGGGUAUCAUCGUUGAAGCAACUCUUAAGUUGCAUGUCAAACCAACCAAUGAGGUGAUCACUAUGAUGAAUUUCAGAGACCUCGGUGAUGCAUCAAGAACUGUCAGUGAGCUGUUCAAAAGAGGCAUUACCUGUAAUGCUGUUGAAAUUAUGGAUAAUAGACAGAUGAACGCUGUCGUCCAAAUGGGUUCUGGGGGUGACCGCAAAUGGUAUCCGGAUCAUUUAUUAUUGUUGAAACUGAGUGCAGUUGACGACACUUCAUUGAAUAGUAUUUUGAAAACAGUGGAGAACAUUGGUAAAACUAAUAAGGCUUUCAACAUUCAGGUUGCAAAGUCUAAAGAAGAUAAGGAAGAUAUCUGGAGAGUUCGUAAAACACUCUUAUGGAACUCAUUAGGUUGGGCUAAAAAGUAUAAACCUAAUGCUAUGGUCUUACCCACAGAUGUUUGUGUGCCAAUGUCUAAACUACCAGAACUUAUCACUAAGGCAAUGGCCAUGUUAGAAAGUGCCGACUUACUGGCUACUGCAGCAGGUCAUGCGGGGGAUGGAAAUGUUCAUGUGUUGGUCAUUUUUGAGCCAGAACAGGUUCAAGAGGCGCACAGAUGUAUAAAUGAAAUGUCCAAAAUGGCAAUUGAACUAGAAGGUACUGUUUCGGGUGAACAUGGAAUUGGUGUCAGUGAAAAGAGAGAACUAUUAGAGAGAGAGCUUGGAACAGACACGAUAGAUUUAAUGAGAACCAUCAAAUAUGCUCUUGAUAAAAAGUGUAUUCUUAAUCCUGACCACAUUUUCAGAAUUGACCCUUCUGAAAAUAGGAACCCGUUCAAAUAG
This is a messenger RNA of Pichia kudriavzevii, 1776 nucleotides long. RefSeq lists its product as uncharacterized. Gene Ontology annotation, molecular function: FAD binding; D-lactate dehydrogenase (NAD+) activity; D-lactate dehydrogenase (cytochrome) activity. The record is from RefSeq and is a predicted model, not a curated record. Gene Ontology annotation, biological process: lactate catabolic process. Gene Ontology annotation, cellular component: mitochondrion. The transcript has a single exon. The coding region runs from base 1 to 1776 and encodes 591 amino acids. NCBI's taxonomy places the organism in Eukaryota, Fungi, Ascomycota, Pichiomycetes, Pichiales, Pichiaceae.